GAAGCACUUUGUACGCGCUAAAGCUAAAGCUGUUCUCGUGCGCCGUGCACGAAAGAGCUGCACUUCGACGGGCCGUGUACGUGUCCGCGCAAUACCAAUUGGCAUAAAUUUUGCACCACUGGAAAGCCGCGAUCGUCCUCUUGAAAAAGCGCCGUUCACGGAGAAAAUGCGUGUGCGGCUCGCCUAGUUAUUUCGCAUCCGAAUGAGCGGUCUGCCGCGUGCGCCAUAUUUGUCGUCGCGCUGCCCAGGCCGAUCGGCGCCCGUGCGCGGCGAGCAGCGCUGAGGAGGCCCUGCCGGCCGAGCUUAAACGCGCCACGCCGUCAGCCCCCGAGAACCCCCGGAAGAGGACGCGAUGGCGCACCAGGCCAACACGACCAACUUCCUCCUGCAGGACAUGACCGCGGGACGGCAAGUGAUAAAAGUAUUGGCGUCCGACAAUUCGCAGGUGCAGGAAUUCAUCGGCUCGCUGGCGAAUGGCCAGCAGAUCAAGCUGGUGAAGACGACUAGCGGCGGACAACAGACUUUAACAAGCGUGCCACAAGUGGUGAAAACUCAAAAACUUCUAACCACACAAAAUUUACCUGUAGGUGCAAUGACUCAGGGAGUACAAAAAUUAUCCGAUGGUCAAUCGACGACAGUGCGUCGCUUGCAGCCGAUCAGCAGGGUUGUGCAAAGUGCGCCGAAAAUUGCCGUACCUUUGUCACCACAAAUCAAACAUCGGAUGUCGCCGACCAAAUCGUUUCACACAUCGCCGCCGAUUUUGGAUCACACGGGUAGUCGGAAACGCAUAGAAUCGCUGGAUCCUUCCGAUUGUGUGCCCGAAAUCAAACGAAGGAAAAUGGAAAAAGCCGAAAAGGGCUUGCGGCACUUUUCGAGCAGAGUCUGUGAAAAGGUGCGCAAGAAAAAGGCUACCACUUAUAACGAGGUCGCCGACGAACUUGUCAAAGAGUACACCACGCAAAACCCAGAAAAAUACGAUCAAAAAAAUAUCAGACGCCGGGUGUACGAUGCGCUCAAUGUGCUAAUGGCGAUGGGAAUCAUCUCCAAGCAGAAGAAGGAAAUCAAAUGGAUUGGAUUACCGUCUAAUUCUGUUCAGGAGUGCAUUCAGUUAGAGCAAGAAAAGCGCAAGAAAAUGCAAAGCAUCGGUAUGAAAAAGAAGUAUCUCCUGGAGCUGAUCACCAACCUGAUAUCGUUCAAGAACCUCGUGACACGUAACCGUGAACACGAAGAGCUCUAUGGCCGCCCGCCGGCGAGCUCCUGCAUCGAGUUGCCUUUCCUCGUUGUCAAAACGGAAAAAGAGACUGUUAUUGACUGUAGUAUUUCGCAGGACAAGAGGGAAUAUAUGUUUAAUUUUAAUGACAAAUUUGAAAUUCUCGACGAUUCUGAAGUGCUCAAACAACUGGGAAUGUUAAUGGGUCUGGAUGAUGGCACAUGUGAUGCGAAGGCAUUGGAAAAACUCAUGAACUUAGUACCUAGUGAACUUCGCGAAUAUGUUAAACAAAUUGCAAAUUCAGAUUUGCAUAAAUUAGGUCCAAAUGUGCUCGGCGACCCCCACAUCGAUUCAUCCUUGCUGGACGAGGUCAACUCGCACCAGUCAUCCUCGCCGGCGCCUGAGGACUUCUCUGACGACGACAUAGACUCAGACGUGUCCGAUAUGUAAGAAGGCUGAACGUGCGGUGCCGGCCGUCGAUUGCGUCCACGCGACAUCCCUAAACCACUCCCGCCCCACAAGCAAAAGAAACACUACACACAUCCCCAUUCUCACAGUCACACACUAUAUUUACCAAAACACGCGUUAAACAUAUUUUUAAUAAGUAAACGAGCCGCCUGGUCGCGACAAAGCGGAGCCAGCGGACAUAAAUUAGGUUUAAACUAAAACUUGUGUAACGGAACGAAAAUAGGACUGAGAAGACAAAGUAAUGAAUGUUACAGUGAGUGGCAUGCGAUGCAGUGUGCGGGAAAUGCCGGUGAAGGAGUGGAUGAGGAGCGGCGCGAUGCAUGCCAGUGGGGGAGAAGAAAAUGAAUAUUUUUUAUAUAUGAAAUGCAUUAGAUUCGUCUUCACAGUAGCACGCUUUUUCUACGAGAAACGAGCAAAUGUUUCGUUCGACUUACAAGACAAUAGUUAGGGGAACGGAUGAAGAACGGAGAGGUACGGAAAUGAAUUUUUGCAAAAACAAAAACGCGCACCGAAAAAAGUACAUUAUUGUUUGAAAAACACUUCAAAUGUAUAUUAUGUUUUACUACUGGCUGUUCCAUAAGUAAACGCCUCAUAUUCACACAAUAUCGUUCCUGACAUUUUUUGAUUAUGAUGGUUAUGGAGUAGCCAGAAAUUACCAUUUAAUUAAUUUACGUACGUUGUUUGUCAUUUAUUUACGCUUUGAAUUUUCUUAUGUUGAAGAAAAUUAUAAAAAUCAAUUGAUUUGUCUCUUGGUGCAAAAUCAAAUUUUGUAAAUUUAUCACCGUUUAAUUUUUGAAUCUUGUUUUUAGCUUCAUGUUCGAUCGGUAAUCGAAUUUGACGAGAGUAGAAUGUCACCAGACGAAAUAUUAUAUUUUCAUUAAUUAUCGCAUAUUAUUACUUAUUCUAGAUGCAUAUUAUUUUGUUCUAAUAAAUUUUAUUGAUUUGUACAAACAAUGCAAGCCGCCAAACAAUGUGGCGCAAAAAAAGGAAAUUCAUGUUAAGUAUUUAAGUUUAAGCGCUUAUUUUGAUCGAAAAUAUCUUACCAGCGCAGCGUAUCUUUUUAUUGAUUAGUUUGUCAUAAUUUUGUACAUACAACUUAUACAUAUAUAUUUUUGAAACCAAUUGCAUGUUGCAAAUGGUCUGAGAACAGUCGUGGAGAGAAGAGAACACCUAGAUGCGCUUAGGGGCAACUAUUUAUGAUACUACGCGGUUAGAUUGCAUUACUGUCAUUAAUAUUGAACCGUCGACCGGGAACGAACUUUGAAUUCAAGUUUUACACGAAACAAGCAAACCAAUAUUUGUCCAGAACACACACUACCGUCGUCGCUUCAGUGCAACUUUUUGACCCUGAAGAGCUCCAAAUUUCCUUCUUGCGUUUUGCCUUUUCGUAAUAUUUAGACAUGAACAAAGAACUCAUAAGAGGUUCGAACUUUGAGAAAUUUGAAGAUUGAAAUUUUUAAAAAGUGAUAUUAUCAAGUGCUUGUAUAAAUUACAAUGUAAACAAAACAAACGUAACUAGCGUUGGUUAAUAAGGAGACGACAGAGAGCUGGUCAGAUUUUUGUAGUGGACCAACUAUUUUUGAAUAGCGUUUCGAGAUGCGUAUUUCUUCGCCCAAUCUUCCCUAACGGUUACACCUUUUUCGAGAAAAACGAGAGUAAUACAAUAACAUUGAGACAUAUUUGAAUGUUCCAACAAACACAUACAAUAAAUAAAGUCAACAAAUAAAACACUA
Molecule: messenger RNA, 3411 nt
Organism: Dalotia coriaria
Lineage: Eukaryota; Metazoa; Arthropoda; Insecta; Coleoptera; Staphylinidae
Product: transcription factor Dp-1-like
Exons: 10
Coding region: 353-1660 (435 amino acids)
Biological process (GO): regulation of transcription by RNA polymerase II; regulation of cell cycle
Cellular component (GO): nucleus; transcription regulator complex
Molecular function (GO): RNA polymerase II transcription regulatory region sequence-specific DNA binding; DNA-binding transcription factor activity, RNA polymerase II-specific
Source: RefSeq, a predicted model, not a curated record